Molecule: messenger RNA, 8477 nt
Organism: Alligator mississippiensis (American alligator)
Lineage: Eukaryota; Metazoa; Chordata; Crocodylia; Alligatoridae
Gene: DOP1A
Product: DOP1 leucine zipper like protein A
Exons: 39
Coding region: 719-8185 (2488 amino acids)
Biological process (GO): Golgi to endosome transport
Cellular component (GO): trans-Golgi network; endosome
Source: RefSeq, a predicted model, not a curated record
GGUUCAUUCCCCUCCCCCCAGCUAAGCGGCCUCCGCAGCGGACUGUGGUGGCCGGCGCUGUCCACUGGGGCGGCCUUCAAAGCUGCUGUCCUGCCCCGGUGUGCGCCCCCCUCCCGGGAAGGGGCCGUGCGGGGACGAGAGAGACGGGAGGAGAUGCGCAGAGAGGCUCAGGCUCGUGCCAGCCGGGAGGACCCCCAGGCCAUGUGCAGAGAGGCGGGUGCUGCCCUGUAGCCGGCUCGUCUGAGCUGUGGUACCCCACAAAGUCAGGGUGGGCUGCGUCCAGCCCAGGCCUGUUUGUUGUGCUGCUGGGCGUGGGUACAGUAAAACUGUAACCCCGCUUAAGAAGGCCAUUGAAGACGUAGCGAUUGAUUGCUUGGGACAAAUAAGAGGAAAAUGGGGGAAGGAGUGAGAAUCUGGGGCUUAUAGUGAGUGCACCCCCUACCCCUCAGCCCUCAAUGUUUCCAGGGCAGGGGGAGUGCCCUGAGUCCUGCCAGGUUAAGAACCGCUGCCUUAAAAUGUGGCGUUGGGCUCCUUGAAGCCGCCCCUACCAUGUACUAGGGUUUUGUGGAUGAUCCAGUAUCAGGAGCUGACUGCGCAGUGUUAUUUUACUGUGGAUUGAGAAUGCACUUCAUCGGGGCCCCUGGAAAAUGAGACUUGAGGGAAGGUAAUGAUUUUUCAUGAAUUGCAAGCUAGUCUCUAGUGGGGACUCUGUAGGAGGAUGAACACAGAGGAGCUUGAGCUACUGAGUGACUCCAAAUAUAGAAACUAUGUAGCAGCAGUUGACAAAGCACUAAAGAACUUUGAAUACUCCAGUGAAUGGGCAGAUUUGAUAUCAGCACUUGGAAAGCUAAACAAGGUUUUACAAAACAAUGCAAAGUACCAAGUAGUACCAAAAAAGCUGACCAUAGGCAAGCGUCUAGCACAAUGCCUUCAUCCAGCCUUGCCAGGUGGGGUUCAUCGGAAGGCACUUGAAACAUAUGAAAUUAUCUUCAAAAUCAUUGGGCCCAAGCGUCUGGCCAAAGAUCUUUUCCUAUACAGUUCUGGGCUAUUUCCUCUCCUUGCCAAUGCUGCUAUGUCUGUCAAACCAACUUUACUCAGUCUGUAUGAGAUUUAUUAUCUCCCUUUGGGGAAAACAUUAAAACCAGGCCUGCAGGGGUUGUUAACUGGAAUUCUGCCUGGCUUAGAAGAAGGAUCCGAGUACUAUGAGAGAACAAACACACUGUUGGAGAAGGUUGCUGCUGCAGUGGACCAGUCGGCAUUCUACAGUGCCCUAUGGGGUAGUCUUCUUACCAGUCCUGCAGUUCGCUUACCUGGAAUCACUUAUGUCCUUUGCCAUCUGAACAGGAAGCUUUCAAUGGAAGAUCAGCUCUAUAUAAUUGGCAGUGACAUUGAGUUAAUGGUGGAAGCAGUAAGUACGUCAGUGCAAGAUUCAAGUGUGUUAGUACAAAGAAGUACGUUGGACCUUAUACUCUUCUGUUUUCCAUUCCAUAUGAGUCAGGCAACGCGUCCAGAUAUGAUCAGAAUUUUGUCAGCAGCCCUUCAUGUCGUACUGCGCAGAGAUAUGUCACUUAACCGAAGGCUUUAUGCAUGGCUUCUAGGUUUUGAUAACAAUGGGGCUAUUAUAGGACCUAGAAGCACAAGACAUAGCAAUCCUGAGGAGCAUGCCACUUACUAUUUCAAUACCUUUUCUAAGGAAAUGUUGGUUCAGGCAAUGGUGGGAAUCUUGCAAGUUAACGGACAUGGAGAGGAAAGUACACUAAUGCAAGACCUAAAGCCUUUUCGGAUUCUUAUCAGUUUACUGGAUAAGCCUGAACUAGGGCCUGCAAUCUUAGAAGAUGUACUGAUUGAAGUAUUUAGAACGUUGUAUACACAGUGCAAAGCAGAGCUGGAUCUACAGGUGGAACCUUCCUUCAAUAAAGACCACACACAGCUAAGCAGCAAACUGAGGGAAAACAAGAAAACAGCAGAGCUAAUUAAAACUGCCAAUCUUCUCUUUAAUUCCUUUGAGCCUUAUUAUAUGUGGGAUUACGUUGCUCGUUGGUUUGAAGAAUGUUGUAGGAGGACACUGCAUGCUAGACUUCACACUGGGCCUGGACGUGGUAGCGAGCCAUCUGAGCUACCCCUGACCAAUUUCUGUCUACUAGUGGACUUUUUGUUGGAUAUUGUUUCUUUGCCUACUAGAAGUAUGAGAGUGCUGUGUCAGGAAACCUAUAUUGAAAUACAGACGGAGCACUUGCCUCAAUUGUUGCUUAGAAUGAUUUCUGCAUUGACAAGCCAUCUUCAUACUUUGCACUUGUCUGAACUAACUGAUUCCCUCAGACUCUGCUCAAAGAUCCUUAGUAAGGUUCAACCUCCACUGUUGUCCGCAGGCACAGAUGGUAUUUUGCAGCUUCCAAGUGGACAAAACAGCUCCGUUAAAGAAUGGGAAGAUAAAAAGGUGCCAUCAGUUUCACUUGAAAAUCCUAAUGAUGUAUUUGAAGAUAGUGAAAAUCCUCCAAGUAGUCGAUCAUCAGAAAGUGGAUUCACUGAGUUUGUGCAGUACCAAGCAGACACAGCUGAUGAUAUUGAUAGAGCAGUGAGUGAAUGUCAUGGAGUUGCUGGUAUCCCUAUUAUAGGUAGCACAUCCUCAGAGACUGAAACGGCAUCAACUGUGGGAUCUGAAGAAACCAUUGUACAGCCCCCUUCCAUAACAACACAGGGAGCAGCCACUCGAAAUGGGAAGACGAUCCAAAAGACUGCAAUGCAGUGCUGCUUGGAGUAUGUCCAACAGUUUUUAACCAGAUUUAUCAACCUGUAUAUCAUUCAGAAUAAUUCCUUGUCUCAGUCUUUGGCAGCAGACCUUCAACAGGACCAUACUAAAGAGCAAGGACAACCAGCAAAAUGGGAGAGAGAAUCACAAGGAGAUGCUAAAGGGAAAAAAAUAAACAAAAAAUUACCAUCAAAAGAAUACCUUUCUGCCUUUAUUGCUGCAUGUCAGCUAUACCUUGAAUGUUCAAGUUUUCCAGUUUACAUUGCAGAGGGAAACCGUACUUCAGAAUUACAUGCUGGGAAAUCAGAUGUUGACUGUGAACAGGUGCAUCCUCCAUUGUGGCUCCAGACCCUUAUGAAUGCUUGCAGGCAAGCAAGUGAUUUUAGUGUUCAAGGUGUAACUAUUUCUUUGAUAAUGGACUUGGUUGGAAUGACUCAAUCUGUUGCUCUUGUCACUGGAGAAAAUCUGAACAGUGUGGAUACUGAACAGCCUCUUAGUCCAAACCAAGGAAGAGUGGCUGUCGUUAUCAGGCCACCUCUGACUCAAGGCAACCUGAGAUAUAUGGCAGAAAAGACAGAUUUUUUCAAGCAUAUAGCUUUAACUCUCUGGGACCAGUUGGGUGAUACAACCCCUCAACAUCAUCAGAAGAGUGUGGAGCUCUUCUACCAGUUACACAACUUGGUUCCAUCUUCUAGCAUUUGUGAGGAUGUUAUAAGUCAACAGCUGACUCAUAGAGACAAGAAAGUAAGGAUGGAAGCUCAUGCUAAGUUUGCAGUUCUUUGGCAUCUGACCAGAGACCUUCAUAUUAACAAGUCGUCUUCCUUUGGACGUUCUUUUGACAGGUCUUUGUUUAUCAUGCUGGACAGCCUUAACAGCCUAGAUGGUUCUACCUGGUCAGUGGGACAAGCCUGGUUAAACCAAGUGCUCCAAAGACACGACAUUGCAAGGGUUCUUGAACCUUUGCUUUUGCUGCUGCUUCAUCCAAAAACUCAGAGAGUGUCUGUGCAAAGAGUACAGGCUGAGCGCUAUUGGAAUAAGUCUCCGUGUUACCCUGAAGAAGAAAACGAAAAGCACUUUAUGAAAAAAUUUAACUGCGGUGAUGCAUUUUUCCACAUGCCUGUAACCCAAGGACAACUCAUUACACCCAAAGAGAACAAUGACAAACAGCUGAUUUUGGAUGAAAUGGAGAACUUCAGUCUUACUGUCAACCCACUGAGUGACAGACUUUCCUUGUUAAGUACCAGUAGCGAGACUAUUCCAAUGGUUGUGUCUGAUUUUGACCUUCCUGACCAUCAGGUAGAAAUACUCCAGAGUUCUGACUCUGGCUGUUCCCAUUCAUCUGUUGGGGACAGCCUGAGUUAUGAGGUGGAAGCAGAGAGCCUGAGUGCUCAGGAUAGUUCUCAGACAUUGAGAGAAGACUCGCCUGAUGAAAUUGUGCAGCAAGUAGUUACUGACUUGAUAUGCAAGGUUGUAAGUGGUCUUGGGGAAGAGACUGAUUCAGUUAAGCAUCAUCUGCAUCCUGAAGAUACAUCAUCUAAAAUCAGAACUUUGGAUCAUCCUGAGGAGGUAACAAAAUGUGAAGAACAAAAUAUUCAAAGCAGCCAGAGUAGUUUGCUUAGUAAUGACAGUUCACAGUUGUUAUCUGCUUCGACUGAGACAGGACUUGAAAGCUCAAGGGAUGAAAUCUCUAGAAACAACUCUUCACCUUGUAUUGCAGUAAGCCAGCAGUCCCUCUCUGACCUCACUUUCACUGUAACAGAAGCUAAGUCAAGACAGAGAAGUCACAGUAGUAUUCAGUUUAGCUUCAAAGGAAAGCUAUCAGAAAAAGAAACUAUAGUUAAAGAAGCUGGUAAGCAACCAGGAGCAAAGCCCAAGGUGAAAAUAGCAAAAAAGAAAGAUGAAGAGAAGAAAAAAAUACAAACAGAAAAGCUUAAACAAACCAGUAUUUUCUUUAGUGAUGUGCUUGAUUUAGAGAAUUGGUACAGUUGUGGAGAAGGAGAAAUUUCAGAAAUAGAGAGUGAUGUGGGAUCUCCAGGAAUGCGAAAAUCUCCCAAUUUUAACAUCCAUCCUUUAUAUCAACAUGUGUUGCUUUAUCUCCAGUUGUAUGACUCUUCAAGGACAUUGUAUGCUUUUUCUGCUAUCAAAGCAAUCUUGAAAACAAAUCCUUCAGCUUUUGUAAGUGCUAUCUCAACCACCAGCGUCAACAAUGCAUACACUCCUCAACUGUCCUUGCUUCAGAAUCUUUUGGCCAGGCAUCGAAUAUCUGUAAUGGGCAAAGACUUCUAUAGCCACAUCCCGGUAGACUCUAACCACAACUUUCGGAGUUCUAUGUAUAUAGAAAUUCUUAUCUCCUUGUGUUUAUACUACAUGCGGAGCCACUAUCCAACUCACGUAAAGGUAACCCCACAAGACUUAAUAGGAAACCGCAAUAUGCAGAUGAUGAGCAUUGAAAUUUUAACACUCCUCUUUGCUGAAUUGGCAAAAGUAAUAGAAAGUUCUGCAAAGGGCUUUCCUAGUUUUAUUUCAGACAUGUUAUCAAAGUGCAAGGUUCAGAAAGUGGUCCUGCACUGUUUAUUAUCUUCUAUCUUCAGCGCACAGAAAUGGCAUAGUGAAAAGGUGGCUGGAAAAAAUAUAGUGGCUAUUGAAGAAGGUUUCUCUGAAGAUAGCCUUAUUAACUUUUCUGAGGAUGAAGUCGACAAUGGCAGUACUUUACAGUCACAGCUCUUAAAAGUGCUGCAGCGAUUAAUUGUUCUAGAGCAUAAAGUAAUUACUGUACCAGAGGAGAAUGAAACAGGCUUUGAAUUUGUCAUAACAGACUUGGAGCACAUCAGUGCGCAGCAGCCAAUGACUUCUCUUCAGUAUUUGCACUCCCAGCCUAUAACCUCUCAAGGGAUGUUUCUUUGUGCUGUGAUAAGAGCUUUACACCAACACUGUGCCUGUAAAAUGCAUCCUCAGUGGAUUGGCCUAAUCACUUCUACUCUGCCUUAUAUGGGAAAAGUUCUACAGAAGGUGGUGGUAUUUGUGACCCUCCAGCUUUGCAAGAAUUUAGAUAAUUUAAUACAGCAGUAUAAGUAUGAAACAGGACUAUCUGAUAGCAGGCCUAUUUGGAUGGCAUCAGUUACCCCACCAGAUAUGAUUCUAACUGUAUUAGAAGGUAUCACAACAAUAAUUCAUUACUGCCUACUAGAUCCAUCUACACAAUAUCAUCAGCUCUUGGUUAAUGUAGACCAGAAGCACUUAUUUGAAGCACGCAAUGGAAUCUUAUCCAUCCUUCAUAUGAUCAUGUCUUCUGUGACUCUGCUGUGGAGCAUUCUGCAUCAGGCAGAUUCUUCUGAGAAGACAACUGUUGCAGCAGCUGCUUCUGUUACUACUAUUAAUCUUGGAUCAACCAAGAAUUUGAGGCAGCAGAUUCUUGAAUUGUUGGGUCCCAUCUCAAUGAAUCAUGGUGUUCACUUCAUGGCUGCUAUUGCAUUUGUCUGGAAUGAAAGGAGACAAAACAAAAACACUUCUAGGACAAAGGUAAUUCCUACAGCCAGUGAAGAACAACUUCUACUGGUAGAGCUAGUCCGCUCUAUUAGUGUUAUGAGAACUGAGACAGUUAUACAAACAGUGAAAGAGGUUUUAAAGCAGCCUCCAGCCAUAGCCAAGGACAAGAAGCAUCUCUCACUGGAAGUCUGUAUGCUGCAGUUUUUCUAUGCCUAUAUUCAAAGGAUACCAGUGUCCAAUUUAGUGGAUAGCUGGGCAUCACUAUUACUUCUUCUGAAGGACUCUAUACAGCUUGGUCUUCCAGCACCGGGGCAGUUUCUCAUACUUGGUGUUCUAAAUGAGUUUAUUAUGAAAAACCCCAGUCUGGAGAAUAAGAAAGAUCAAAGAGACCUUCAGGAUGUAACUCACAAAAUAGUGGAUGCCAUUGGUGCAAUUGCUGGUUCUUCCUUAGAACAGACUACUUGGCUAAGACGAAACCUAGAGGUUAAACCUUCCCCCAAGAUUAUGGUUGAUGGAAGCAACUUGGAAUCUGACGUUGAAGAUAUGUUAUCACCAGUUCUGGAAACUUCAAACAUAACUCCAUCUGUAUAUAGCGUCCACGCAUUAACCUUACUUUCUGAGGUUCUGGCUCAUCUUUUGGAUAUGGUUUUCUACAGUGAUGAGAAAGAGAGAGUUAUUCCUUUACUUGUAAAUAUAAUGCAUUAUGUGGUACCCUACCUCCGCAAUCACAGUGCUCAUAAUGCAUCUAGCUAUCGAGCUUGUGUUCAGUUGCUGAGCAGUCUUAGUGGGUAUCAGUAUACAAGGAGAGCAUGGAAAAAAGAAGCAUUUGAUCUUUUCAUGGAUUCCAGCUUCUUCCAAAUGGAUGCUUCUUGUGUUAAUCAUUGGAGAGCAAUUAUGGAUAAUUUGAUGACCCAUGACAAAACCACAUUCAGAGAUUUGAUGACACGAGUGGCUGUGGCUCAGAGCAGUUCACUCAAUCUGUUUGCUAAUCGGGAUGCAGAGCUGGAACAGCGAGCAAUGCUCCUAAAGAGAUUGGCCUUCGCCAUUUUUAGCAGCGAAGUAGACCAGUACCAGAAGUACCUUCCAGAUAUACAAGAAAGGCUGGUGGAAAGUCUCCGUUUGCCACAGGUGCCCACUCUUCAUUCCCAAGUAUUCCUGUUUUUCAGAGUAUUGCUUUUAAGAAUGUCUCCGCAGCACCUUACCUCACUUUGGCCUACUAUGAUCACUGAGCUGGUACAAGUGUUUUUACUGAUGGAACAAGAACUCACUGCUGACGAAGAUAUUUCAAGAACUUCAGGCCCAUCUGUUGCUGGUCUGGAGACAACAUACACAGGAGGCAAUGGCUUUUCCACAUCAUACAAUAGUCAACGGUGGUUAAAUCUUUACUUGUCUGCUUGUAAAUUUCUGGAUUUGGCUCUUGCAUUACCAUCUGAAAACCUUCCACAGUUCCAGAUGUAUCGCUGGGCUUUUAUUCCAGAAGCAUCAGAUGAUUCAGGUUUGGAGGUGCGAAGACAGGGAACACAUCAAAGGGAAUUUAAACCAUAUGUGGUACGACUAGCAAAACUGCUGCGGAAGAAAGCAAAGGACAAACAGGAGGACUUUAAGAUGAUGAUUUUGGAGGGAUUGGAGAUGGCCAAGCAUCAGAAAAACCCCGAGGAGGACAGCUCAGGGAAAACAUUAAGUUGGGAACCAGGCCACUUGCUAUUAACCAUAUAUACAGUCCGCAGCAUCGAACAACUUCUGCCUUUCUUCAAUGUACUCAGCCAAGUUUUUAAUAGCAAAGUCACAAGCAAGUGUGUUGGACACUCAGGGAGCCCUGUACUUUACCCAAACUCUUUUCCCAAUAAGGACAUAAAAAUGGAAAACCAGAAGACAUUCUCUAGCAAAGCAAGGCAAAAAAUAGAAGAGAUGGUUGAGAAGGAUUUUCUGGAAGGAGUCAUCAAAACAUGAGCCCUAAUUGGCACUAUUCAGCUUAAAUGUAAUGUAAUUGUUUAAAUGAAACACUGUACCUUUUCAAGUUGUAUAGUAUUCUUUUCUUACUUCGUAUGUAACAAAUACUUCAUGUUGUAUUUAAUUUAAAUAUUUGUAAAUAAGAAAAGAAUUCUGGAUGUGGCCUGAAUCAAGUUUAAAUAUUGUUGGCUCAUAUUGAUUAUGGUGCCUACUAUUUACAGUACACUUGUUUAAUUGUCUUGAGUUCUGUCUUAAAAAAAGCCCUGUGAAAUACAAGUUGCACAUUUUUUAA